Messenger RNA from Psammomys obesus (fat sand rat), 721 nucleotides. Its product is annotated as translation initiation factor IF-2-like. The coding region runs from base 1 to 678 and encodes 225 amino acids. The record is from RefSeq and is a predicted model, not a curated record. Lineage: Eukaryota; Metazoa; Chordata; Mammalia; Rodentia; Muridae. The transcript is spliced from 3 exons.
AUGACCGACAGGGAUCUAGGGUGGCCGAGAGGGGAAAAGUGGGUUUUGGAGAGAACAAAUUCCUCUACGAAAUCCUUGCACACUCACACUGGUGCGACCGGAGGGAGCCCGCGUGAGCUCUGGAUCCCGGGGGGCGACUUCUCGGUCGAGACCCUUCCCGGAGCCAAGUCUCACAGCGGGCGGGGCGGGGAGGGGGCGCGCGUCACCACGCACAUUCUACGCCCGCCUCCCGCACAAAGUGGGGCUUUGUCUGGUUUCCUAGCCCCUCGGCCCCGGGGGGCAGCAGCGGAGCAGGCGGGGGGGGGGGGGGGGGGGGGCCGGGCGGGGGGGCGCCGGGGCCUUGCGAUUCCCCACCUGGUACGGCUCAGCGGGGGCACAGGGGGCAUCUGGCAGGGAGCGGUCCCCGCCGAGGCAAAGCGGGACGCGGGGCCCCAAGCUCAGCCAUCGUUGGGGGGGGGGGGGGCAGCUCGGGCGACGUUCGGAACCAGGCUGAGGUCACUGGGCGCCAGGCCACGGCCGGAGGCUCAUCGCUCGCCACCCAGCUGCAGCCAGAGCCGGAGAAGGAUGCUGCGCUGGGGCUCCCGCGGCCAGGCGGAGCGGAGCCGGGCGCGCGGGGCGCGAGGGCAGGUCCGCAGGCUCCACCCGCGGGGACGCGUGGCGCUGAGAAGUUGGUUCUGAGCGGAGGAAGUUUACAAAUCGCGACACAGAGCGCAAACUCCUG